AUGUUUAAGAUACCCUUGAACCUCGAUAUAAAUGAAACCCCAGUUUGUGCCGUAUCGCGAAAUAGUGAAAAGGCGAAGAUUCUUGCAGAGUGCAGCCUAAUCGUUUGGGAUGAGUGUACGAUGGCGCACAAGAAGGCCGUGGAAGCAGUCAAUCGCACUCUCCAAGACAUCCGACGAAACGAUCACAUCAUGGGAAGAAUAACUGUUUUGUUUUGUGGGGAUUUCCGUCAGACUCUACCCGUUAUAACCCGCGGAACCAGAGCUGAUGAGGUGAACGCAUGCCUCAAAUGCUCCGUACUCUGGCCACGGGUGCAGAAAUUGAGUCUGACGCGCAACAUGAGAGCACACUUAGGCGGCAACCCCCGUGCGCAAGAAUUUUCAGAUGCUUUGCUAAAAAUCGGCGAAGGUUCAUUUCCCGAAUCGAAUGGAUUAGUAACCCUACCAGAGAAUCUUUGUAAGAUUGUACCUUCGGUGGAGGAACUAAUUUAUUCAGUUUAUGGAGAUGUAUCUCAAAUAACGCAUAAGGACAACAAUUCUUGGCUUUGCGAGCGAGCAAUACUUACGCCCAAAAAUGACCAAGCAGCUGCCAUAAAUCACAGCAUUUUGGAAAAAGUUGAAGGAGACGAG
This is a messenger RNA of Rhagoletis pomonella (apple maggot), 627 nucleotides long. RefSeq lists its product as uncharacterized. The annotation marks the transcript as partial. Lineage: Eukaryota; Metazoa; Arthropoda; Insecta; Diptera; Tephritidae. The record is from RefSeq and is a predicted model, not a curated record. Gene Ontology annotation, molecular function: DNA helicase activity. Gene Ontology annotation, biological process: DNA repair; telomere maintenance. The transcript has a single exon.